GUAGAAACAAAACUUGUGUUCCCUUUUUACCCCCAGACGGGACGAAAUACAAUUUAACGAAACAGCACUAGAAGACCGCAGCGAAUUUAUGUAAUAUAUUGCACUUUCAUUUACAUAUUAAAACACGACGUGAAGGUUGGAGUGAAGUCGGCCGUGUUGUUGCACAAACGGACUCCGGUGUUAACUGUUUAGUUUGGCGCGUGCGUCUCUCGUUGUUAAGAGAUGCUGUCCACCGGAGACGUCCAAGGAUGUCUCCGUCAACUGGAAACUCUCCUGCGGGUGAUAAAGUACCCGGGAUAUGUCGACUACAAUGGCCUUUCCAAAGGAGAUCCCUCUGCUUUUCUACCAAUUGUGAGCUUCACCCUCACCUCCUUCUCUUCACCUUUUGCAAAGCAGCUAAUGGAGGCUGGACUGGAACUGACUGGCAAAACUGACCUCCGAUUCACUGACACUCUUUAUAAGGUGCUGCGAGAUAUCUUCCACUAUAAACCCAUACUGACCAAGCAGCAGUUCCUCCAGUGGGGUUUCUCUCAAAGGAAAAUCUCUGUCAUCUGUGACAUCAUUAACUUGGUCCUGCAGAAACACAACCAGCUGAAGAAGCCAAGAGUCAGAUGUCCUACUUCAAACAAGGAUGAUGGAGGAGAAGCUCAUCCAAUACUGACUGAUGCAGACACUGUGUCCAAGAGGCCUUUUGUUGUGAAUCACGGAGAAAAUUCCUCCACUUUUCCUAAAAACUCCUCUGUGGAAGAACUCUUCUCCCAUGAUGUAAUAUGUGCCUCUCAUAAUGAAGUGUACUCCACCAAUUAUCCUGUAAAUGGGAUCACAGAGCUGGCAGGAUACAAGGGGGACAAGGAAAACCUUCUUUACUCAUCAGAGGUGGAGGGAAGGCUCUCAGCACUGGAAGCUCAGCUCGGGAGUCUUCAGUCUGGGAUGGACAGGCUCAUUAUUCUGGAGAAACACGUGGAGAAACUAAACAAACAAAGAAUCACAGACAAGAAUGAAGGAGAAGUCAUCACUAUAUCCAGAGAGAGCUGGGAAAAUCUGAUGAGCAGAGUGCUGUUAUUGGAGACAAAACUAGAUCUGAGCAAUAUACAGUUAAGUGUCCCGCUGCCAUGUCCGUCAUCUGAUUCCUCCCUUUUUUGCACCAUGUCUGAUGAUUCAAAGGAGAACCUCAAGGACAGACUGGAGAAGAUUACCAACAUGUUGAAGAGCACCUCAAGUCUGCUGAAGAACACAUAAUCUACCACAACACUGUAAAUAUAUUAUGACAAAUUACCAUCAGUUGAGUUUGGGUUUAAUUAAUAAGCACAUUCUUAAUGCACUUUUCUAUUGUUUUGGAUUGACAAUGUUCGAUCACCGUGAUCUUACUACGAAGCCAUCUGAACUUUAGACUGUUGGAGCUCAGUCAAAUGAAAUGAAUGUCCAGGAAUAAAGGCCUCGCCUUAUAUGAGAAGUGAAUGCUUUUCAAAUAGCUACACAAAUCUUAAAACUUGUUUGAUUUGUUUUUCUUUUACUAUUUUUAUUUUUACAAUUGAUAACCCCUUUCACAAUAUUGUGUUUCAUCGGUGAAUAUUAUCUAUCCUGUGGACCACUUUUAAGCUGACGAAAUAAACUUGAAGCCUCUGACUAACUACAAACUUGUACUACUGUAUUUCAAUAAUGCAAAACCAAGUUGGCACCAUGAAAAUAAUUGUGUGCAACUGACAAUGUGGGCUAGGCUGCUAGCUUUGAGCCUUAAUAUACCCACAGUAAACCAACAUGUGUGAUGUUUCUGACUGGCUUAAUGGGCUGUAGAUUAACCUUAUAAAAUGUUUUACUAUCUAAAAUACACAAUGGCUACAUAUGUAAAUUGCUGAACAUGUUACAGUCAGCAUAUUUCUGUUUAAAAUAGGUUUUAGAUCCAAACGGGUGCAACAGUGAAAGUUAUUUCACAGACUAUUUGAGGACUUAAAUAUUCAUAUUUAGACCAUUUUUCAAUGAGAUUUGCUAUUCUAUUUCUGGAACUCAGAUCAACACCUUCACAAUCCAAUAACUUUAGCAAUAUUCUAGUUGUUUCUCUGCCAGUCACAAUUCCAUGUAACCAACACUAUUGGUGCAUCCAUCUGUAACCAUGACACUGACCAAAUGUUUCCAGUUGCUGUUCAAUAAAGUUGUCAACCUCA
Pseudoliparis swirei is the source of this 2162-nucleotide messenger RNA. It is a transcript of the gene cep44, whose product is annotated as centrosomal protein 44. Lineage: Eukaryota; Metazoa; Chordata; Actinopteri; Perciformes; Liparidae. The coding region runs from base 223 to 1239 and encodes 338 amino acids. The record is from RefSeq and is a predicted model, not a curated record. The transcript has 10 exons. Gene Ontology annotation, cellular component: centrosome; spindle pole.